This is a messenger RNA of Eutrema salsugineum, 2904 nucleotides long. Its product is annotated as lipoxygenase 6, chloroplastic. Lineage: Eukaryota; Viridiplantae; Streptophyta; Magnoliopsida; Brassicales; Brassicaceae. The record is from RefSeq and is a predicted model, not a curated record. Gene Ontology annotation, molecular function: metal ion binding; protein binding; oxidoreductase activity, acting on single donors with incorporation of molecular oxygen, incorporation of two atoms of oxygen. Gene Ontology annotation, biological process: lipid oxidation. The transcript has 9 exons. The coding region runs from base 51 to 2807 and encodes 918 amino acids.
AAAUUCCAAACACAGAAACAGGAAAAGUAAAAUAAAAUAAAAAUAAAAAAAUGUUUGUAGCGUCUCCGGUGAAAACGAACUUCCACGGCGUCGGAUUAGUGAGAUCUCCGGCGUUUCCCGUGCUUUCACGGCGGAGACACCACCGUGUUCCUCUUUCCGGACAAGUUCGAGCUGUGAUUUCCCGGGAAGAAAAGGCGGUGGACCAAGAAGGUGAAAAAAGCGUAAACAGAUCACUUGUAACUAGUUCUUCUCCUGCGUUUCCAUGGCAGAGAUCUAAGUAUAUGGGAUCGAAAACGGUUGUGGCGGUUGUGAAGAUCAGAAAGAAGAUGAGAGAGAAGCUAACAGAGAGGUUUGAGCAUCAAUUAGAGCUUUUAAUGAAAGCGAUCGGUCAAGGGAUGUUAAUCCAGCUUGUUAGUGAAGAAAUCGAUCCUGAAAGCGGUUCAGGCAGGAGGAGUUUAGAAACUCCGGUGCUUGGACUCCCAAAGGCUAGGAACGAUCCAAGAUACCUCGAGUUCACAGCCAACUUCACUGUCCCAACAGAUUUUGGUAAACCUGGUGCCAUUCUUGUCACCAAUCUCCUUUCCACAGAGAUUUGCUUGUCGGAGAUUAUCAUCCAUGAUGACAAUGACACCAUUCUCUUCCCUGGUAACACUUGGAUCCACUCCAGGAAUGAUAAUCCUCAAGCCAGGAUUCUCUUCAGAAGUCAACCAUGCUUACCUUCCAAGACUCCAGCUGGGAUCAAAGAGCUACGUGAAAAGGACUUGCUCAGUGUCCGUGGUACCGGAAAAGGCGAGAGAAAGCCUCAUGAGAGGAUCUUUGAUUACGAUGUUUACAAUGAUUUGGGAGAUCCACGUAUAAAAGAUCGUGUUAGGCCUGUUCUUGGUAAUCCUGACAUGCCGUAUCCAAGACGCUGCAGGUCUGGCCGGCCUCUAAUUUCAAGAGAUCCACCGUGUGAGAGCAGAGGAAAGGAGAAGGAAGAGUUUUAUGUUCCAAGAGACGAAGUUUUCGAUGAAAUCAAGAGAGAUACUUUUACCGCUGGCAGAUUUAAGGCUCUCUUUCACAAUCUCGUGCCAUCUAUUGCGGCUGCAUUGUCAAACUUAGACAUUCCUUUCACAUGCUUCUCGGAUAUCGACAGAUUAUACAAAUGUGACAUUGUCCUGAGACCGACCGAGCCAAAAAACACAGGCCUUGGCGGAUUCUUUGGCGGUUUUGUGGAUGGGAUCCUCAACGUUGGAGAAACACUACUAAAAUACGACACUCCAGCCGUUAUAAAAUGGGACAGAUUUGCGUGGCUGAGAGACAAUGAAUUCGGACGUCAAGCUCUUGCUGGUGUAAACCCUGUGAACAUUGAGCUGCUCAAGGAGCUGCCAAUUCGAAGCAAGCUUGACCCGGCUAUAUAUGGAUCUCCUGAAUCUGCUCUCACAGAAGAAAUUAUAGCUCGAGAAGUUCAACACUAUGGGAUGACUAUAGAACAGGCGUUUGAGGAGAAGAGAUUGUUUCUAUUGGAUUACCAUGACAUGCUCUUGCCAUUUGUAGAGAAGAUAAACUCCCUCAAAGAGGAUCCAAGAAAGACAUAUGCUUCAAGAACAGUUUUCUUAUAUUCAAAGACUGGUGCUCUAAGGCCAUUGGCCAUAGAGCUCUCGCUACCUCCUACGUCCGAGAACGAGAACAAGUUUGUUUAUGCUCACGGACAUGACGCUACUACUCACUGGAUGUGGAAACUAGCCAAAGCCCAUGUCUGCUCAAAUGAUGCUGGUGUUCACCAACUAGUGAACCACUGGCUAAGGACUCAUGCUGCCAUGGAGCCUUAUAUUAUUGCUACUAACAGACAAUUGAGUACGAUGCAUCCGGUUUACAAGCUGCUUCACCCUCACAUGCGCUACACGCUAGAAAUCAAUGCACGCGCGCGUAAAAGCUUAAUCAAUGGAGGAGGAAUCAUUGAAAGUUGCUUCACUCCCGGAAAAUACGCCAUGGAACUAAGCUCUGCAGCGUACAAGAGUAUGUGGCGGUUUGACAUGGAAGGACUUCCUGCUGAUCUUGUUCGAAGGGGAAUGGCAGAGGAGGAUUCUUCAGCGGAAUGUGGCGUGAAGCUUGUGAUCGAAGAUUAUCCUUAUGCAUCAGAUGGUCUUUUGAUAUGGAAAGCUAUCAAGGACCUAGUUGAAUCAUAUGUCAAACACUUCUACUCUGAGCCCAAAUCCAUAACAUCUGACUUUGAGCUUCAAGCUUGGUGGGAUGAGAUCAAGAACAAAGGUCACUACGACAAGAAAGACGAGCCUUGGUGGCCUAAACUCAACACAACACAAGACUUGUCUGAUAUCUUAACCAACAUGAUAUGGAUCGCUUCAGGACAACACGCAGCCAUUAACUUCGGGCAAUACCCGUUCGGAGGAUAUGUCCCUAACCGACCAACGCUCUUGAGGAAACUUAUACCGCACGAAGAUGACCCGGACUACGAGAUGUUCAUGCGGAACCCUCAGUAUAGCUUCUUAAGCUCUCUACCAACACAGCUCCAAGCAACGAAAGUGAUGGCGGUUCAAGAGACGCUCUCGACGCAUUCCCCUGAUGAAGAGUACUUGAUUGACCUGAGAGAAGUUCAGAGACGUUGGUUUCAAGAUGAGGAAGUUGUUAAGUAUUUCAACAAGUUCUCUGAGGAACUUGAGGAGAUUGAGAAAAAAAUCAACCAGAGAAACAAAGAUAAGAAACUCAAGAACAGAACAGGUGCUGGUAUGCCUCCUUAUGAACUACUUCUCCCUACUUCACCACAUGGAGUCACUGGCCGUGGUAUUCCCAACAGCAUUUCCAUUUAGAUGUAUGUAUGCACAAAACAGAUUUAUGAAUUAUGUGGUAUGUUUUUUUUUCUUUUUUCUUUUUGUGAUAGUCUCUAAUAUGAUCAUAUGAGGAAUA